GUCACAGGGCACGACUUCCGGGCAGGGCUCUCAGCCCUUGCCAUGGAGGAAGGUGGUCCCCGCAUCCGCCGGCGGGUGUCUGUUCGCAAAAGGAGCCGUCCUAGCAUAGGGAGCAGUUUUGCCGCCCCUACCGCGGCCGAGCUCAAGCCCAGUGAUGAGAAGGACCAAGGGGAGGAGGAGGAGGAGGAGGAGGAGAAGGAGGCUGGCAGCCGGCGGCGGCGAACCGUGGAUGUGCGACCGGCCGAGGUACACGCGAUCAGGGCUCACAUUCCGUCGGUGCUUCUUCCUAUUUCCACCGCUUGGGGCGGUGAUACCAACCCAGGGCUCCCACUGUGCAUGCCCUCUGAAAGAGGGCUGGGAAACCAGAAUAAUGACAGUGAAGAGGACAUGUUUGGUGACUAUGAUAGCUUUGCUGAAAACUCUUUUUUAGCUCAAGUUGAUGACCUGGAACAAAAAUAUAUACAACUUGCUGAACAUAGAAAACAUGAUACAGACCUUGCCACUGAAGAUCUUUGUUCAGAGCGCAUCAGACAUAACAAACUCAGCAUUGCUGCUGUAGACAGCUUGACUGAAUUAAAAACAGAUGAGCACACAAAGAACCCAAGUGGGCAUGAUGAUGUCUGUAUUGAACCUGGAGCUGAUCUUUUGUUUGAUGUGCCUUCUUCACAGGUUUUAUACUUUGAAAAUUUGCAGAACUCUUCAAAUGAUUUAGGCGAUCUCUCUUCUAAAGAGAAAGAUUGGAGCUCCUUCUCUCACAAGACUGUUAGUGAGAAAUUGCUCCAUAAUAGCAUAGCACAACCUCAGCAAGCGGAUGAUUCUGCCUCUAAGGUCAGAACUAGUUCAGAUGUGAAUAGGAGAAAAAGUCUUAAAGAUCAAAUAAAAAGUGCCAUGACUGGAAAUGCCAAGGCCCAAACACCAAUAUUUUCUAGGACUAAACAACUCAAAGAAACUCUCCUAUCUGAAGAAAUUAAUGUUGCUAAGAAGACAAUUGAGUCAUCAUCAGAUGACCUUGGUCCUUUUUAUUCCUUACCCAGCAAAGUGAGAGACCUUUAUGUUCAGCUCAAGGGAAUUGAAAAAUUAUACGAAUGGCAACAUACUUGCUUAACAUUGAAUUCUGUGCAAGAAAGAAAAAAUUUAAUAUAUUCCUUGCCAACAAGUGGUGGAAAAACCCUCGUGGCUGAGAUUUUAAUACUGCAAGAAUUGCUUUGCCGGCAGAAAGAUGUCUUACUGAUCCUACCAUAUGUGGCAAUUGUCCAAGAAAAGAUUUCAGGUUUGUCAAGUUUUGGUGUAGAACUGGGUUUCUUUGUUGAAGAAUAUGCUGGAAGCAAAGGAAAAUUUCCUCCAAUUAAAAGAAGGGAAAAGAAAUCACUUUAUAUUGCCACUAUUGAAAAAGGACAUAGUCUGGUGAACUCCUUGAUUGAAACUGAAAGGAUUAACAGUCUGGGUCUGGUUGUGGUAGAUGAGCUGCACAUGAUUGGUGAAGGAAGCCGUGGGGCUGUACUGGAAAUGACCCUAGCAAAAAUUCUCUACACUAGCAAAACAACUCAAAUUAUUGGUAUGAGUGCAACAUUGAAUAAUGUUGAAGAUCUACAAGAGUUCCUUCAAGCAGAAUAUUAUACCAGUCAAUUUAGACCAGUUGAAUUAAAAGAAUAUCUGAAAAUAAACAGUUCGAUAUAUGAAGUUGACAGCAAAGCUGAGAAUGGCAUGACUUUUUCACGGCUGCUCAAUUUUAAGUAUUCUGACACUCUGAAAAAGAUGGAUCCCGAUCAUUUGGUAGCAUUGGUGACAGAAGUUAUUCCCAAUUAUUCCUGCUUAGUUUUUUGUCCCACUAAGAAGAACUGUGAAAACGUUGCAGAAAUGAUAUGCAAAUUUUUAAGCAAGGACUAUUUGAAACACAGGGAGGAAGAAAAACUUGAGUUGAUUAAGAACUUGAAGAAUAUCAGCAGUGGCAAUCUGUGUCCUGUUUUAAAGCACACUGUCCCAUUUGGAGUUGCUUAUCACCAUAGUGGUUUAACAAGUGAUGAAAGGAAGCUCCUGGAGGAAGCCUAUUCCAUGGGAGUUCUCUGCCUUUUCACCUGCACAUCCACCCUAGCAGCAGGUGUUAACCUACCAGCACGAAGAGUUAUUUUAAGAGCACCCUAUGUUGGUAAGGACUUUAUAAAGAGGAAUCAAUAUAAACAGAUGAUUGGCAGAGCUGGCCGUGCUGGAAUAGAUUCUGCUGGGGAGAGUAUCCUUAUAUUGCAAGAAAAAGACAAGAAACAGGUAUUGGAGUUCAUAAGCAGACCCUUAGAAAACUGUUACAGUCAUCUCAUUCAAGAACUUACCAAGGGAAUUCAAACUUUAUUUCUCUCUUUGAUUGGUUUGAAGAUUACAACAAAUAUUGGUGACAUAUAUCACUUCAUGAAUGGUACUUUUUUUGGUGUUCAGCAAAAGAUUUUGUUGAAAGAAAAAAGUCUCUGGGAAAUAAUUAUCGACUCCCUUAGAUACCUGACAGAAAAAGGACUCCUACAAAAAGAUACUCUUGUAAUGGAAAAGGAUCUUCUACAGAAAGACACUAUUUAUAAGUCUGAAGAAGAGUUCCAAUGUACUUUUCAUAUUACAAAGUUGGGAAGAGCUUCUUUUAAGGGAACUAUAGAUCUGGCUUAUUGUGACAUUCUCUACAGAGACUUAAAGAAAGGUCUUGAGGGACUUGUGCUUGAAAGCUUUCUUCAUCUGAUUUACUUAACAACUCCCUAUGAAAUGGCUUCUCACUGUCACCCUGAUUGGAUGAUAUACUUCAGGCAGUUUAACCAGCUCAGUCCAGCAGAACAAAAUGUAGUUUCUCUUCUCGGAGUCUCUGAAAACUUUAUCGGGAAGAAAGCAUCAGGUCAAGCUAUCAAGAAGAAGGUGGACAAAGAUAUCGUCAACAGACUAUACCUGUCUUUUGUUCUUUAUACCUUGCUCAGAGAGACCAACAUUUGGAGUGUGUCUGAAAAAUUUAAUAUGCCUCGAGGAUAUAUCCAGAAUCUUCUCACUGGAGCUGCUGCAUUUGCAUCUUGUGUGCUUCAUUUCUGUGAGGAACUUGAGGAGUUUUGGGUUUAUAGAGCCCUUUUGGUAGAACUUACCAAGAAGUUGACGUAUUGUGUAAAGGCAGAGCUGAUCCCUCUCAUGGAAGUGACUGGAGUCUUAGAGGGUCGAGCAAAACAGUUAUACAAUGCAGGUUAUAAAAGUCUAGUGCACUUAGCUAAUGCAGAUCCUGAAGUGCUAAUAAAGACAAUUGAUCAUUUAUCAAGACGCCAAGCCAAGCAAAUUGUUUCUUCAGCAAAGAUGCUGUUGCAUGAAAAAGCAGAGGCUUUGCAAGAAGAAGUAGAAGAGUUACUGAGAUUGCCUCCUGAUUUCCCUGGCACUGUGGCCUCUUCCACUGAAAAGGCAUGAAGCUAUUUGAUGGGCACUUUCAGAUAUGAAUUAUUUAUUGUACAUAUGUUUUAUUAAAUAUUCCCUGUAAUUUGUAAAUGAAAAAAAUACAUUUUAAUUAUACCUUAAGAACUAUGGAUGAUGUUUGAAUAUAUCUUUCACCCAUAAUUGCAGUAACCUUCCCACUAAGAAUCCAUCUUGCUCAGUACUUACACAGUAAUUCCCUGCUCAGAAAUCCAGUAUCUGCCACAAAUGGAAUCCAACUUCCUCAACAUAUCUCCAGCCUACUUUUGCAGCCAGAAUCUGUCAUUAUUCUCUUACCCAUUUCUUUCAUCAAACUGGACUAUUUGAAAUCUCAGGGUUUUUCCCAGAAUUUUCAGAUCCUCCACUUCCUAACUACUUUAAGCUAUUCCCAGAGCAUGGAAAAUUAUCUUUAAAAUGUACUAUGUACUUCAGGUGGUAACUAAAAAUGCUUAAAUACUCUCUCCUCGAUGAAAUUGUCCAGGUUCAUGUUCACCCCACCCAUACAUACAUCUUUCCCUCCUGUAAGUAUUCUGAGCCCCUCAUUUACACCCAUGUCUUUUUUUAAUGCUGUUAGUUUGAAAUCUGAAGGGUCGAGCCCUUUUUUAUCUUCUUUGUAUGCCACAUAGCACCUACCACAGUACACUGCUCAAACGAGGAAUCUCUGUGAAGAAUGAAUACCACCCAAAUUAAAAAUUCAAAGAUUCUCUAAACACAAAUAUUGCCUCUCCCCUCCCUUUUCAGAGUUAUAACUCAAAUGGAGAUGACUAGUUAACUGUAGGAAAAAAGGUAAUAACUAGCAAUGUUUAUGAGUACUAAACUGGUUUAAAUUUUACUCACCUGCUUAAGACGUCCACUGGAAGGUUUCCAAAUAGAUUCAGUCUAAGUUCUUUGUGCCUUAGCAUUUUAGGGCAUUAUAAUAUAGCAAUCAUUUGCCUAGUAAUCGCUAUUUGCCAGGCACAGUUAAAAGUGGUUUAUGUCACUAAUUUAAUCCUUACAGCAACCCUGUAAGGCAAGUACUAUUAUUAUCAUCCCCAUUUUACAGAUAAGUAAACUGAGACACAGAGAAAUUAACUUGCCCAAAGUCAUGUACUAAUUUUGUAGAGCAGGAAUUCAGACCCAGGCUGUGUACCAAACCAUUCUACAGUACUGUCUUGGUAGAAUUUUCCCAUUCUGUGCCUUCCUAAGUGAUUCAUCUGGCCUUGAUUUUAUCUCAUUCACAUCCCACCUCAUAUGAGUCCAAGUAUGGCAUCCUAAUGUCUUAGAAUCUUGGGCUUCACUCACAUAUUUGAUUUGUCAGGUAAAAAGACUAAAAGAGCAUCUGGUGGGCCUGCUGGCUGCUUGGGCCCAGCCAUCGGGGUGUGCCCAUGGUGGUCCAUGGUCAAGUGUCCAGUUUUUUUUAAAUCUAGAAACCCUAGUUUUAUUACUCUGCUUAAGUAAGACUAUAAGUGAGCUCUUAUUCCUGGUGACCAAUUUAUAAAAGACUGUUUAAUAAUCCCAACUUAAUUUAUUAAUUUACAAUUAGAGAUGGUGAGGUUGGCUGGGUAUCUUUAGAAAGUAGAAUCCCUAUAUCUGCUCCCAGGACAAUCUCUCCCACCCUUCAUCAGUGUUUCUCUAGGUCAAUCCAACUGGAAGGCUGUAUCAAGUAUAAUGAUGGGGUAUUAGCCCUAAAAGAUAAAAAAUGUAAAGAAAUUGAAACAUUUCAGUUCUAGAGAAGAGAUAAGUAGAUUAGUGGAAACAGUGGAGAAUAAAAAUAGACUCAAAUACAUUUAAAAAUUUAAUAUAUAAUAACAUGGUUUUUCAGUUUCAACUAACAGGCACCCAAGCAUGUCUAGCGUAAACAAAAAGAAGUAUUCAGUGGCCACAUUUUCAAACCAGGGCCGGGUUAGAACUGGCUUAGGGAACUGGAAGCACUCAGUACAAUCAGGACUUGUGGCUAGUUCAUCAUCAGGCAUCCAAAUUUACUUCCUUAGAGCUUCAAGAACAAAGCAGAACGCUCUCCGCUACUACCUCCAGAUAAAAAACAUAUCUGGGAAGGAUCCUAAUUGCUCUACUUAGUCCUUUGCCCACUCUGUGGCCAGAGUGUGGUGUUCUGGCUUGUACUUUUCCCAGGAGGCAGGGAGAAGCAGUGGUAGGCAGAGAAGUCAAUAACUAAUACAGGUGACACUUCAACCACACUGGAAACGAUCGGUACCUCAGUGAAUGCAGUUGAAACAGCUGGCUGCACCAUGUUGUAGGAAUAUAUUAAGCUGAAUUUCUAGCUCUCAAACUUAAUUAAGUUUUAGUUAAAUGAAGAUUUGAAUCUGACUUCAUUUGACUAUCACUGAAGCCUCAAGUAAGGACCUGCAGUUCCUUCACGUUAGGCUUCAAAACACUAACCUGUCAGCAAUUCCAGUGUAGCAUCAGAUUGUCCCUUUUUUAAUUUUUCUGAAGCUAUGAGGAAGCUUGCCCAUUUCCAGGAUGCUUAACUUCACCAAGGUCUUUCUAACGUCCUAGCUCCUUUUGUUUUACACCAUGAACGUAAACAACCACCACCAAAAAAAAGCUUUUCUCUUGGGCGCACCAAAGUUUUGGUCAAGAUUAAGCCUUUCCAAACCUAGCUGCCUUCUUAAUAAAUAUCCAAACUGACAUUUUUUUCAGGAAGGACUAAUAUCCUUAGCUUUAUGCUUCCAUUUGUAAGAACCUUCCCACACAGGAAUCACUGCCACUUUUGAACUUGACCCCAUUAUGACAAAAAAUAGUACCAGUGGUACAAAAUAUUGUUAUAUGUGCUUGUCUUUGACAAUUCCAGUAACUUAUUAUAUUAAUAAGUAUAUUUUCUUUUGUUACUCUUUUAAGGAUAAAUAAUAAUGAUGACAAUAAACUAUUCAUUGAGGGCUCACCAUGUGCCAGCACUAAACAUUGUAUAUGUGUUAUUUAGAUGAUUCCUUACAUCUAAGUGAACAGUUACCCAAGUGAUAGGUGGCCAUUUGAAGUAGAAGGUGUGAUAAUUGUCUUUCGGGAGAAUAAUUAUAACUGUCACUCUGGAGGAAAUGUGUGGUUUUGCUCUAGCUGAACCAAAUGUAUUCGAUGAUUAAACCUCCCAAACUGAGAUGUGGCACUGAGGUGGCAGUAGACGCUUCAGUAUCAGGACUGCACUAAAACACACGGGCCUAGCAGCACAAAGGAGCACCCAGGUCAUACCUGCUGUCUAACGUUUGAUGCACUGGCCCUCAGAUUCUUGAGAAGCAGUUCUGUGUGGUGGAAGAUCUACAUCUCCAAACACAGCAGAUCACAGAGAAGUAAGGAAGAAGGUUGUGCAUAAGUUAUUUCAGCUCUUCACAUAGCUCUUAAGAUCAUCUUUCAAGACUCCUGUAUUUGCAGGAAGCCUUUAGAAACCAGAACAACCUUGAAAAGCUUCCUGUACCUAUUGCUUGGGCCUGAGCAGGUGCAGUUCUGAAUGACCUCAAGGGGGCUUCAACUUUCAUAGGCAACAGGCUGCACUUUAGUUGUUUCAGCCUGUGCAGACACACUAAAUCAAAAUUAAAUGUUAAUGAUGGUUGUGUCUGUGCCACUCAGCUGGGGAAACUAAAAUAGAGACACAGAGCUCUACCAGCUGUCAGUAGCGGGGUCAGUCUUCCCCUGUGCCCUGGCUUCCCAGAUUUAUGCCAGCUUCUGCUGUCAGUAAUGACACUGCUGCCAGAAAGACUUGCUUUUGCCAACAUGUUGGGCUGGAAGAACACAUGUUCACGCAGAAGUUGGAAGUCCUUGAGAGAAUCGCAAAUGGAGGGCACGAGUCCACACACAGGAAAGGAACAACUACUUCAAGCCAUCAGAUCUCUGAAGGAUGUAGGACCCAUUGCCCUCCAGGUUGGAGAGAAAGAUCUUACCUGUCUCAGAUGCAAAGGGUAAAUAACUCACAAGCCUCAACCACUAGGAAUACAGCAGGUGGAGUCCAACACCGGGCAGCAGCAGAGGAGAACCAGCACCCAGGUUAAAUGGAUUUGCCAGUGACCACCCUAAGCUGCCUCCUGACAGACUGAGGGAUGCCCCGGCUGAAAACAAAGAACACUUUGCCAUUCUUGCCGGUAGUGGUCUGAAGCUACAGACAGGUCUUGGGUGCAAAGCAGCAGGGUUACAUAAAAGCAUAACUUUAUAAAGGAGACAUCAUUACAUAUCAAAUGAAGAAAGAAAGGGAUAUGCAGAAGGUGAUGCUGGAAUAAUAAUACUUAAAAUUUCAGAGAAAUAAAAACCAUUUAGUUUCUCAUUUAAAUACUACCAAAAUAAACUUAAGAUACUUUCAAGUUAUAUAAAUAGGUAGAAAAAAAAGUAAAACACUGUAAUUGAAGAAUCGAGGAAAGAUGGGCCCAUUUGACUACAUAAAAAUUUUGCCUCCUAGAUGUAAAAAUAAAAUAAGAUUUGGAAAAAAUGUAUUUGGUAUGAAAAAUGCUGAGAACACAGUAGUUUAGCUGGCAAAGGACAUUGUUAUAGGCUAAACUGUGUCCCCUUAAACUUAUGUUGAAUCCCAAACCACCAGUACCUCAGAAUGUGACUGUGUUUGGAUAUAAGGAAUUUACAGAGGUAAUUAAGUUAAAAUGGGGUCAUUAGGAUGGGCCCUAAUCCAAUAUGGCUGCCAUCCUUAGACCAGGAGAUUAGAACACGGACACACAGAGAGGGACAGCCAUGUGAAGACCCAGAGAGGAGCGCUGCCCACAAGCCCAGGAGAGAGGCCUCAGGAGAAACCAGCCCUGUGGAUACCGAGCUAGGACUUCCAGCCUCCAGAACUGUGAGAAAACACACUUCUGCUGUGUGAGCCACCAAGCCUGUGGUACUUUGUGAUGGCAGCCCUAGCAAACUUGUUCAGACACAUCCUGAUCUUUUACAGACAAGAAUAUAAUGAAUAAACAGAAGUACCUUAAGACAGAAAGGAAAUCCUCUUGAAAGAGAUGACUUUUGAGUUAUGUCCUGAAAAAUGAAAGGGAAUUGUUGAUCUACAGUGAGCUUUAAUCAUUAUUUGCAGCUGGUUUGCUUGCUUAAAAAAACAAACAACACUUCGUAUAUUACCAAAAAUGAGUGAAUUUGAAACACCAAACUUAAGUUUGUACUUUUAUGUGAAUGAAAUAAAC
This is a messenger RNA of Manis javanica (Malayan pangolin), 8519 nucleotides long. NCBI's taxonomy places the organism in Eukaryota, Metazoa, Chordata, Mammalia, Pholidota, Manidae. The record is from RefSeq and is a predicted model, not a curated record.